Molecule: messenger RNA, 1201 nt
Organism: Trematomus bernacchii (emerald rockcod)
Lineage: Eukaryota; Metazoa; Chordata; Actinopteri; Perciformes; Nototheniidae
Gene: tcea2
Product: transcription elongation factor A (SII), 2
Exons: 10
Coding region: 141-1157 (338 amino acids)
Biological process (GO): DNA-templated transcription; transcription elongation by RNA polymerase II
Cellular component (GO): nucleus
Molecular function (GO): zinc ion binding; nucleic acid binding
Source: RefSeq, a predicted model, not a curated record
AGAGGCAGCAGCUGGGAGAGGAGACAGACAGACUGCGUAAAGAGACGCAAAGAGAGAGAAACUGGCAGAGUUUCUCGUCCAUCGAUGGGGUUUCUCACGGCUGCAGAGGAGGAGAACUGACGGAGAGAAAUCCGCUCAAAAUGGCUAAAAACCAAGAAGUGGAGCACAUCGCUAAAAAGCUGGAUAAAAUGGUGCACAAGAAGAACACGGACGGAGCUCUCGACCUGCUGAUGGAACUGAAGAACAUCAAGAUGUCUCUAGAGACGCUGCAGUCCACCAGAGUGGGGAUGUCUGUGAACGCGGUGAGGAAACACAGUUCAGAGGAAGAGGUUCAGACUCUGGCCAAAGUUCUCAUCAAGUCCUGGAAGAAACUGCUGGACGGUGCAGAGGGGAAGCUGGAGGAGGAGAAGGAGAAGGAGAAGGAGAAGGAGAAGAAGAAUGAAGACUCUCCUGUGAGGUCAUCCUCCACCUCCAAGGACUCUGGCAGCACUGAGAAAAGCAGUAACACAUCGGGGGACUCGUCCACCACCCCUACUCCCCCAAUCACUCCCACCACACCCACCACUCCCACCACACCCACCACACCCACUACACCCACCUCUCCGAUCCCCCCCAUCCUCCCCGCUCAGGUCAGCUCCUUCCCCCCUCCCCCCGUCACCACGGACAGUGUGAGAAACAAGUGUCGAGAGCUGCUGGUGGCGGCGCUGCAGACUGACGGUGACUACAAGAACAUUGGAGCCAACUGUGGGUAUCUUGCAGCACAAAUCGAAGAGGAUAUCUUCCAUGAGUUUAAGACGACAGAUUUAAAGUAUAAAACUCGUCUAAGAAGCAGAAUCUCUAACCUCAAGGACCAGAAGAACCCUGACCUGCGGCGUAACGUGCUGUGUGGAAACAUCUCGGCUCAACGCAUCGCCUCCAUGACCGCUGAGGAGAUGGCGAGUGCAGAGCUGAAGCUGAUGAGAGAGGCUCUGACUAAAGAGUCCAUCAGAGAGCAUCAGCUGUCCAAGGUCGGGGGGACGGAGACGGACAUGUUCAUCUGCGGCAAGUGCCGCGGAAAGAGAUGCUCAUACACACAGGUGCAGAUCCGCAGUGCUGAUGAGCCGAUGACCACCUUUGUGUUGUGUAACAGCUGCGGCAACCGAUGGAAGUUUUGUUGAGGUGUGUGUGUGUGUGUGUGUGUGUGUGUGUGUGUGUGUGUGUG